UGAGUGCGGCGGGAGCGGGCGGAGGGCGCCGGAGCCAGCCCCUAUACCCCGCGCUACCCGCCAGCCAGCCCCACCGGAGACCUGGCGACCGUCUGCUUCGAUUCUCUUGAUCUGAAGAUGGCUGCACAGUCAGCACCGAAGGUUGUGCUAAAGAGCACCACCAAGAUGUCUCUGAACGAGCGCUUUACUAAUAUGCUGAAGAACAAACAGCCGAUGCCAGUGAAUAUUCGGGCUACCAUGCAGCAGCAGCAGCAGCUAGCCAGUGCCAGAAACAGAAGACUGGCCCAGCAGAUGGAGAAUAGACCUUCUGUCCAGGCUGCUUUGAAGCUUAAACAGAAGAGCUUAAAGCAACGCCUCGGUAAAAGUAACAUUCAGGCACGAUUAGGCCGGCCGGCGGGACCCCUUGCUCGUGGAGCCAUGGGAGGAAGAGGACUGUCUAUGGGGCAGAGAGGCUUGCCACGAGGAGCCAUGCGUGGUGGCCGGGGAGCGAGAGCUCUGCUGAGAGGAGGAGUCCCACUCAGAGGUCAGAGCCUGCUUCGUGGAGGACGAGGUAUAUCCCCCAGGAUGGGCCUGAGAAGAGGUGGCAUUAGAGGUCGCGGUGGCCCUGGAAGAGGUGGUCUAGGCAGAGGCGCCAUGGGCCGUGGCGGACUUGGUGGCAGAGGUCGUGGCAUGGCGGGCCGGGGACGAGGGGGCUUUGGAGGUCGUGGCAGAGGCAGAGGACGA
Molecule: messenger RNA, 723 nt
Organism: Gymnogyps californianus (California condor)
Lineage: Eukaryota; Metazoa; Chordata; Aves; Accipitriformes; Cathartidae
Gene: CHTOP
Product: chromatin target of PRMT1
Exons: 6
Source: RefSeq, a predicted model, not a curated record